Molecule: messenger RNA, 2419 nt
Organism: Bolinopsis microptera
Lineage: Eukaryota; Metazoa; Ctenophora; Tentaculata; Lobata; Bolinopsidae
Product: dolichyl-diphosphooligosaccharide--protein glycosyltransferase subunit 2-like
Exons: 2
Coding region: 8-1813 (601 amino acids)
Biological process (GO): protein N-linked glycosylation
Cellular component (GO): oligosaccharyltransferase complex; membrane
Source: RefSeq, a predicted model, not a curated record
UUUGGUGAUGAGGGUCCUAGUAACACUUUGUGUAUUGGCUUUGGCAUGCUCCUUGUCACCAUCUGACAGGGGAAAGAUCUCUUCCGAAUUCAACCUGCCUAUCGAUUCUCUGAAAUCUGCAUACCAAGUAACAGUUGCAAGAAACAUUUUACAACUUCCUCUUCUGGAGUCAAGUUGUGAAUUUGUUGCUAACAAUGCUCAACUGGUUUUGGCUGACCUUUACUUUGCCAGUCAUAUAUCAAAGAUUCAGGGUUGUCAGGUAAGCAUCGAUGGUAUUGAAGAGUAUUUGAAUUCAGAGAUUGCUGGAGAAGGAGCAAGUAUGAAUACCUUAUUCAAAGCAGUAACAUCAUUGUCUAACUUUGGGAUGACUAUUGAUGCUUCUGUUAAUGAUAAAAUUGCUGCCAAAGUUAAGGAUGAGGAUACUGUGACAGCUCAUUCUCUUGCUUACUUAGCUGCUGCAGUGCUCCCAGGCGAUGUUUCAAAAGAUCUUGUGGACUCUAUUGAAGAUAUUGCCCACCGUGCUGAUACCAUUGGUAAUGCCAUGUCAUUUGAGGGAGGAUUAAUGGAGACAGCCUUGUUCUUGAAAGGAGCAGCUGUUUUGUCCCAAAAAGCUGGAAAAGCUGCUCUCACAGACCAAAUGAUCCAGAAGUUUGCUAAUUACAUAGUCAGUAACAAAGAUAAGGCUGGUAAAAGUAAUCUGUUCUAUACACUAGUUGGUCUGGAUGCUCUUUCCAGUGGAUCCCUGGUCCCCACUCAUCUAGUUGUUCUGGAUAAUUCUGCUGUCAUCUCAGAAGGUCUAAGAACCCUGAAAGUGUCUCUUGUCAACCCUCUGGGAGUAACUGUUAAAGAUUCCACAGCUAAGAUAGUGUCUGCUAAAGGUGCCGGAGGUGAAGCUAUCUUCCCUGCCGGUCCUAUGUCGGGAGGAGACGGCAUGUUCGAGAUCUCUGCAUCAGACCUUACAAGAGGAGUAUUCUCAGCAGAACUUGGUUUUGAGCUUCCCUCAGGAUACCUUGCUCCAGAUAAUAGUGUUGUUAAAGUAAAAUGUGUUCUGCCAGUUGCGCUUACAGAUGCUGCUUUCAAACUGAUUGAUGUUGAUGAUAACCGUGUCCUGACUAACAGUGAUCCUUCAAAAGGUGUAGUUUCGGGGAAGGCAGAUCUGUCCACCAGACUGAUAUUUGAUUUCACUCUAAAGGACGGAGCAGGAGAAGUAACCCUCCACCAAGUCUUUGUGAGGUUCACCAACACCAAAACCAAGCAACAUGUCUACUUCAUCGCUCAAGCUGACCUGAAAAAGAAGUACACAAUUGAUCUGAACUUCAGAUCAGCUGCUGCCAAAUCCUUUGGCUCCAUUGCAGGAAAAUACAGUGUUGAUCUGAUCGUUGGUGAUGCUACUUUGCCUGCAGCUAUGGUUGUGGAUAUUGCAGUGCUGAAUCUGGAGAUACCGGACAGCAAAGAAGCUGCUACUGAUAUUUCUAAACAAGCCAAACCUGAGAUCACUCAUCUGUUCAAGCAGCCAGAGAAGAGACCCCCCCAAGCUAUCUCCAUGGUGUUCACAGGAUGUGUCCUCCUCCCAGCUCUCGUCCUCCUCGUCGUGUGGGCUAAACUUGGAGCUAAUAUCUCAAACAUGACCUUCUCCCUAUCUGCUAUUGGCUUCCACGGAGGUCUUCUGUCCAUCAUUGGUAUCUACAUCAACUUCUUCCUUGGUGUCAACAUGUUCACUACCGUAAAGUAUCUGGCCGGAGUUGCUAUAGUCACAUUCUUGUGUGGCCAGCGCCUCCUUAGUAGCAUUGCUGCUGCUAAAAAGGCUAAAUAACAUUAUGAGAAGAUAGGAGCACUUCCAAUUAAUAUUAUAAAAUUAUUUUGCUUUUAUUAACUUAUGCACACCGUGGUGAUUCGGUGUUUUGACAAUGUUAUGCUGUUUUUAGAGAGAAGAUCUGCACCUGGCCUCUAAGUUAAGAAGUAUUAGUUUAACAUAAAUCAGAUCAUAGUACCAUGCCUGAUGUUAAAUUAUUAUUUUUCAAAUAAGCUGACCAGCUUACCAGCUGACCACCAGUGUAAUUGCAUAUUUUAAUAUGUUUAUAUUAUCAAGGGGAUAUUCAGUAAGUUUAUUUUGUUUAUUGACUUUAAGGAAAGGUUACAUUUUGAGUGUUUGAGUUCUUUGUGUACAGUAAUGAAGCAACGAGUGAUCCUUAUUUUUUGAUUUACUAUGUUACAAGGUACAUUUCCCUUUACAUAUCUUCUGGCUUCAUUUCGCACGUUGAUGUCCGUGAUAUAUAUCGUGGAGAGACAGAGAAUGUUUCGAGAAGUUUGGCUUUAACAUCAGCUCAUAGCUUUUUUAGAGUUGGUUUACGGUUGUGAUAUUUAUUGUACAUCAUAUGUAUGCUUUGCAUUUGUUCGUUGGCUAAGUUUAUAUAACAAA